Molecule: messenger RNA, 570 nt
Organism: Mycena indigotica
Lineage: Eukaryota; Fungi; Basidiomycota; Agaricomycetes; Agaricales; Mycenaceae
Exons: 3
Coding region: 1-570 (189 amino acids)
Biological process (GO): RNA polymerase II preinitiation complex assembly; transcription by RNA polymerase II
Cellular component (GO): transcription factor TFIID complex
Molecular function (GO): protein heterodimerization activity
Source: RefSeq, a predicted model, not a curated record
AUGCAGCAGCCACCACCCACAACUCCCGUUCCUGCAUAUACUUACCCGACUUACGCCUAUCCCCCUGGGACUCCGGGAUACUCUUAUGCAUAUCCAUAUACCUACUAUGCCCAGCCACAACCAGCACGAGCUCCAGUGCCAACUCCCAAACCUGUUGUCCCCGCUACCCCUCAAAGAACCGUGGCUUUUGAUCCAAAUGCGAGUGCAGCGGCAGCAGGAACCGGUGGGGCAGCUGGUCGAGGGUCUCGCAAGCAAACGAGUGUGAGGGGAUUGUUCACAAAAGAAUUGAAAAACCUGAUGUAUGGAUUUGGAGACGACCGUAACCCAGCGAACGAUACGGUGAAUGUAAUGGAAGAGAUUCUCAUUGAGUACAUAACGGACGUGUGCCAAACGGCCGCGGCGGAGAACAAACGGGCACGAUUGUCGAUUGAGGACCUCCGGAGAGCGUUAUCUCGACCAGCGGAUGCGAAGAAAUUGGCCCGGAUGGAGGAGUUGCUUUUUAUGCAGGAAGACAUCAAGCGAGCAAGAGCCCAAUUCGAGGAAAACAUGGAUCAUCCGCGCGAAUUUUGA